Miscanthus lutarioriparius is the source of this 1089-nucleotide messenger RNA. The record is from the annotation of a GenBank genome assembly. Lineage: Eukaryota; Viridiplantae; Streptophyta; Magnoliopsida; Poales; Poaceae.
AUGGAGCCAGCAGGGAGGUCCAAGAAGAGGGCGCAUCCAUGGAUCAACGCCAGCGUGCACUUCCUGCUCUGCUUCGCAGUUGGCGCUCUCGUUGCACUCGCGCCGCUGGCCGCCAGCAUCCGUUCCCCGUUUCUCGGCCCGUUCGGCGACGCUCACCGAGCUGUGGCCGCGCCGCCGCCUGCGGCCCCCGACCUCGGCCUCCUCCUGAUCGUCACCGUCACGCAGCCCGACGACGGCAUGGCGCAGGACGCGUCGGUGGCGAGGCUCGCGCACACGCUGCGGCACGUGGCGCCGCCACUGCUGUGGAUCGUGGUCGGGGCCAGGAACAGAACCGCGACGGCGAGGACGGUACAGUUGCUGCGUGGCACCGGACUCAUGUUCCGGCACCUCACCUACGAUGCCACGAACUUCACCGGCGGCGAUGCCGGCGAUGAGGCGGACCACCAGAGGAACGUGGCUCUCAGCCACAUCGAGCGCCAUCGGCUGAACGGCGUCGUCCAUUUCGCCGGCGCUUCCGGCGUCUAUGACCUCCGCUUCUUUCAAAUGCUCAGGCAAACUCGAGGUAUUUCAGCUUGGCCAGUAGCAACUCUCUCACCAGCGGACCAGAAGGUGACAUUAGAAGGACCAACAUGCAACUCAUCACAAAUCACAGGCUGGUACUCAAAGGAUUCAAGCACUAAUAGAACACAGGGAAUCUCCAACUCCAUGGUUGCAGCAGAUACCAAUACCACCGCAAACAAGAACUCCAGCUCUGACUAUCCCAUAGUAAACAUCUCUGGAAUUGGGUUCAGGAGCUCACUGCUUUGGAAUUCAGAAGGAUCACUCAUAAGGGGAAACUCAUCAGCUGGAGCAACACAGGAUUUCAUCCAGUUAGUACGAGAAAUAGUGAUCCUAGACGGAAACAAGCUUAAGGGCGUUCCCUCUGAAUGCUUCGAGUCCCAGGUAAUGUUGUGGCACAUGGACAUGCCAAUAUUUACUCUAAACACUGAAGAAGAAAAGGAGAUUGAACAGCAGCAGAAUCCUAAAGAAGAAAAGGAGAUUGAACAGCAGCAGAAUCUAAUGAAGAGUGAUGAAGAUCCCACGACAUGA